Messenger RNA from Strigops habroptila (Kakapo), 4217 nucleotides. It is a transcript of the gene PDZD7, whose product is annotated as PDZ domain containing 7. Gene Ontology annotation, biological process: sensory perception of sound; auditory receptor cell stereocilium organization. The record is from RefSeq and is a predicted model, not a curated record. Lineage: Eukaryota; Metazoa; Chordata; Aves; Psittaciformes; Psittacidae. Gene Ontology annotation, cellular component: stereocilia ankle link complex; stereocilium tip; plasma membrane. The coding region runs from base 1136 to 3850 and encodes 904 amino acids. The transcript is spliced from 17 exons. Gene Ontology annotation, molecular function: protein binding.
AAGCAUCCCUCACCCCAUGCGUGACCCCAACCCCCAGCAGAGCGACCCGGGCCAGGGACACCCCCCAACCACUCACGGCUUCCCGGGAGGUGCCCGCCGUGCCCGCGCCGCCGCCCCGCUCCCGCCCGGCGCGCUGACGUCCGCACCCGUCACGGGAUGGGGGGGGCGGCCCCGCGGCGGGGAUCGGCGGGGGCUACGCGGGACCGGGACUGCCGCGGGAGGGGGGGGGGAACCGAUACGUGCCCAGGCGCACGCGGCAUCUGCUCCCCCGCACCCCCCGGUGCCGGUGUACCCCGUAGGGGGGGGCUGCCGUGGGGCGGGACCUGCCCCGGUAGGUGGGAAGGGGAGGGCUCCCCCUGCCCCGGUCCCCGCCGCUGUCUCCUCCCGCCGCCGCGCAUCACCUGAAACCGCCGCGGUGUCGGGUUCGCGCUGACGGCGCCGGGCCCGGGCGGGGGUUCAGGGGCAGCCCAGGGUGGGGGCGAUGCCCCCCGGGGAGGGGAACACAGGGCGACACCGGCUCGCGUCGCCGGGGUGAGCAGGAGGGGCGACCCGUCGUGUAUGAUUGUCCCUCCCCGGCCGUGCCUCAGUUUCUCCCGUGCGCCCCCGGGAUGCUCUGCCCUAAGAGGGGUCUCGAGGGAGCACCGCGUCCCGCGCCCCACAGCAGCAUAGCGGGGGGACGCACCCCCGAUCCCCCACCUUGUCCCCGCUGGGGGGGACACGCACGGGGCUCCCCCGCCCCGCUGCGAGGCAAGCCCCGGCCGCUUUUGAUUGACAGCUCCCGCGCCCGAUGGCCGCACCGGUCCCGCAGGGACAGCCAAUCCCCGCGGGCGGGGGGCGGGAAGUGGCGCUGUCGUCCCCCCCCGGCCUCUCCGUCCCCCCCGCUGGCAGGUGUCUCUUUCGCUGGUGGCACCAUGGGGACAGGCUGUGCCGCUGCUCCCGGGACCGGUCCUGCCAGCGCCGAGCACCCACGCCAGCUGUCCCUGCCAUCGCGCUGCUAGGAGAGAGCAGUCCCGAGCCCGGGCAUGUGCUGCUGGACUAUGCCAUGUCCCCCCCCGGCCGGCGGGCAGCCCCAGCCCCGUGAGGACACAGCCAGCCCCGAGCCGGACACCGGGACACCGGGGUGCCCAGCGCCGCCAUGGCCCAGGGCUGGGAUGCGGAGCUAUCGGGGAUGACGGCGGGCAGCCGGUCAUGGAGCUCCAGCAGCGAGGCCAGCCUAGCGCCCCGCUGCCUCCUCAGCAAGCAGAGCCGCCUGCUCAACGGGGCCACCCGGAGCAGCCGUGCCUCCUCCCCCAUGGGCCGAGUCAUCCUCAUCAACACCCCCAUCGAAGCCAGCAGCAAUGAGAGCGACAUCAUCAACGCUAUCACGGUGGAGAAGAGUGUGGAUGGCAAGCUGGGCUUCAGCGUCCGUGGUGGCUCCGAGCAUGGGCUGGGCAUCUUUGUCAGCAAAGUGGAGGAGGGCAGCGCUGCUGAGCAGGCUGGGCUGUGCGUUGGUGACAAGAUCACGGAGGUGAACAGUGUGAGCCUAGAGAACAUCACCAUGAGCAGUGCCGUCAAGGUCCUCACCGGCAACAACCGUCUCCGUAUGGUGGUCCGGCGGAUGGGCCGCGUGCCGGGCAUCAAGUUCUCCAAGGAGAAGACGGCAUGGGUGGACGUGGUGAACAGGCGCCUGGUGGUGGAGAAAAGUGGUUCAACGCCAUCAGAGAGCGGCUCCGAGGAUGGGCUGCGGCGCAUCGUCCACCUCUACACCACCUCUGACGACUACUGCCUGGGCUUCAACAUCCGUGGCGGCAGGGAGUUCGGCCUCGGCAUCUACGUCUCCAAGGUGGACCCCGGGGGGCUGGCAGAGCAGAACGGCAUUCGGGUGGGAGACCAAGUCCUUGCAGCCAACGGAGUCAAGUUUGAAGACAUAAGCCAUAGCAAGGCAGUGGAGGUGCUCAAGGGGCAGACCCACAUCAUGCUAACCAUCAAGGAGACAGGCCGGUUCCCUGCCUACAAGGAGCUGGUGGCCGAGUACUGCUGGCUCAGUCGCUUGACCAACGGGCAGCUACAGCAGCUCUCUCAGACUUCGGAAACCAGCUCCUCCAUCUCCUCCUACUCCUCGGGACCGGUGCCAGGGGUGGUGAACGGGCUGGGGACGGCCGCCCCAGGGCCUCCUGCCCGCACUGUGGACGUGGCCAUCUCCACGGAGGACGGCCCGCGGCGCAGCUGGGUGCGGGGGCGUGCCGAGCGGGCCAUGCAGACCGAGCCGGCCGCCGAGGCACUGCCAGAGAUGCGGCGCACAGUGCGGCCCCCCGAGCUGCUGCGGGACACGGCCAUCCGGGGCCAGGGUGCCCGUGAGCCCCCCGGCACCCAUCCACGACGGACCUUUGCCCACUCGCCCAAGACAGCCCUGCUGCUGGCGCUGAGCCGGCCCCGGCAGCCCAUCACACGCUCACAGAGUGAUCUCACCGUCGCUGAGGAGAAGCGGAAAAAGGAGAAGCCGGAGGGACAAGGGGCACAGGCCCCAGGGCUGCACCGCUCCAAAACCCUUGUCAACCUCUUCUUCAAGGGGGGCCGUGCCACCAGCCAGAGCUGGGCCCCCCCCAGCCAGGAGCCCCCCGCCUCCGAACGCAGGGCACGCAUCAAGUCCCUGGGGCGCUCUGACGGAGACAGAGUAGGCGCUGUGCAAAAGUUUGUCAUCCGGAGCCUGAAGCGGGAGAAAAGCCGGCGUGCCACCAUCCUGGGCCCCACGGGCAUCGCCGCCCUGCAGCCCAAUGGCAGCGACCCUGAGGCACGACUCACACACAUCCAGGACACUGCCACACGCCUCCUGAGCCCCGACGAGGUGACAGCCGUGCUCCGCCACUGCUCCCGGUACUUGCAUGAGGGCAGCGUGGAGGAUUUGGUGCGGCCACUGCUGGCCAUCCUGGACCGGCCUGAGAAGGUCCUGCUGCUGCGGGAUGUGAGGAGUGUGGUGGCUCCCACAGAUCUGGGCCGGUUUGACAGCAUGGUGAUGCCCCUGGAGCUGGAAGCCUUCGAUGCCUUGAAGAGCCGCUCAGUGCGCUCGCCUGCCCUGCGCCCGGCCCAUCAUGAUGUCCCCCCCAAAAGACACCUCAUUACACCAGUGCCUGACUAUCGGGGCGGGUUCCUGCUGAAGCCAGUGGGGGCCCCAGAUCUGGAGGAAGCUGGGGGGCUACAGGCGAGCCUGGGCCGGCCACGGGCCUCUGCCAGCCCCCGCCGGCUUCACCCGCGCACCUACACCCCGCUCCCCGACGUGCCAGUGGAUGCCUACGCCUGCACCAGCCGUCCCCCAGCCCCUGCUGCCCCCCGGCCCCCCAACUGGCUGCUGGCCGAGGCCCCCCCGGGCGAGGGACACGGGCACUCACGCAGUCCCCGGCACAAGGAGCCCCCCGGGAUAGUGCCCGAUGGGGGGCCCGAGGUGCUGGGGAAGCCCCGGAGGGCACGGCCCCCCCUCGCACCUCUCUUUGGGGGGCCAGGGGGUGAGGUGGGAGCUGGGGCAGCGACCAAUGGCCCUGGGGAUGCCGGCAGAGAGGAAGAGGAGGAAGAGGAGGAGUAUCAUCUGCUCACUGUCACCCUCUCCAAGCUGAAGCACUCGCUGGGGAUCAGCAUCUCUGGAGGCAUCGAGUCAAGGGCGCAGCCAGUAGUGAAGAUCGAGAAGAUCUUCCCUGGGGGAGCUGCCUUCCUCAGCGGCAUCCUUAAGGCUGGGCAGGAGCUGGUGUCAGUGGACGGAGAGAGCCUGCAGAACGUCACCCACCAGCGGGCUGUGGACAUCAUCCGCCAGGCCUACCGCAACAAAGCCAAGGAGCCCAUGGAGCUCGUGGUGCGGGUGCCCGGAGGUGCCCCGGAGUGAUACUGCACCCCCCAAUCCUUUAAGGAACCAUCCUGCACUCUAAAGGAGCUGGAUGGAUCAUUCCUGCACUGAGCUGUGGCCGGUCUCAGUGCAGCCAGAGGGUGCAAAAGCCAGACCUGCCCCAUGGGCAUGGGGGAGCUGCUUGCAGCAGGACCCAAGGUGGGGCACAACUGGCGACAUGGGAGGAGGACAGACAGCCCCUGACCCUGCUCUGGACACACAGACACAGCCCUGAAAAAAACACAGCCAGGGGCUUGUUUUUAAUCAGCGUUUCCGGGUGGUACACGGGUGAGCCGGGCUCUGGGAACAGCACACCACUGAAAUAAAGUACAAAAUCCCCCCCCUUGGAGCUAGGGGCGACCAAGCC